Messenger RNA from Fonsecaea erecta, 981 nucleotides. RefSeq lists its product as hypothetical. Lineage: Eukaryota; Fungi; Ascomycota; Eurotiomycetes; Chaetothyriales; Herpotrichiellaceae. The record is from RefSeq and is a predicted model, not a curated record. Gene Ontology annotation, molecular function: catalytic activity. Gene Ontology annotation, biological process: nucleoside metabolic process. The transcript has a single exon. Bases 1 to 981 code for a protein of 326 amino acids.
AUGCCGAGCCUUGCCGUUCAGAACUACUACGUUGGGUGGAUAUGCGCACAGAACAUCGAAUUAACCGCCGCCAUAGCCAUGCUGGACGAAGAACACGAGAUGAUAGCAGGACAAGACACGCAAGAUCAUAACAGUUAUGUGUUGGGCCGUAUGCACCAGCAUAAUGUGGUGAUUGCCUGUAUGCCCGAGGGAGUGGAUGGGUUAGUUCCUGCGGCCAACGUUGCAAAGGACAUGGCGAGGACGUUCCCCGCGCUCCGGAUCGGGCUGACGGUUGGCGUUGGUGGCGGCGUUCCAGCCUUGGCCAAAGGAAUCGACAUUCGCUUGGGGGAUGUUGUGGUGAGCAAACCCGAGAAAACUUGGGGAGGGGUAGUGCAAUAUGACAAGGGCAAAGCGGAGGCGGGAGGGAAGUUUGUGGUCAAAGGGAAGCUCAAUCAGCCCCCUGCUCUCCUAUUGCACACUCUGACCCAACUCCGGGCACGACAUACUAUGCGUCCGAGCAAGGUGCCAAAUUACAUUAAGGAAGCGAUCAGACGAAACCCUAUGAUGGAGGAAUACGGCUUCACUCUUCCAACCGAGCCCGAUUGCUUAUACUGCAGUAUCUGCGACAAAGAUAUUGAAAACCCAGCGGCUAACUGCAAAGGGUUCCAUGCUAAGCGAAAACAACGGAAGAAUAACAACCCGAUGGUUCACUACGGAGUGAUCGCGUCAGCGAACCAGGUGGUGAAGGAUGCGGCAGUACGAGACCGAUUGCGAGAUGAAUAUGAUGCCUUGUGUGUGGAAAUGGAGGCCGCCGGACUGAUGAAUGAGUUUCCGUGUCUUGUAAUCCGCGGCAUCUGUAAUUACGCCGAUAUGCACAAGAACGAUGCGUGGCACGCGUAUGCUGCGAUAACUGCGGCUGCAUAUGCCAAAGAAUUCCUUCAAUACAUCUCACCGGCGCAGACGAAGCUGACAAAGCCCAUUCAAGACAUCGUGGGUAAGUAG